Molecule: messenger RNA, 2570 nt
Organism: Apis dorsata (giant honeybee)
Lineage: Eukaryota; Metazoa; Arthropoda; Insecta; Hymenoptera; Apidae
Gene: Orc3
Product: origin recognition complex subunit 3
Exons: 13
Coding region: 174-2000 (608 amino acids)
Biological process (GO): DNA replication; DNA replication initiation
Cellular component (GO): nuclear pre-replicative complex; nuclear origin of replication recognition complex; DNA replication preinitiation complex
Molecular function (GO): DNA replication origin binding
Source: RefSeq, a predicted model, not a curated record
CACUCUAAGAGCGCUACUGAAACUAACUAAAGCAACAGUUGCGGUCCAGUCGUUACGGAGUGAGUGUGUUUCACAUUUUUAAUUCUAGUUAUGUAACAAAUAGUGAUUUAAAUGAUUAAAAUAGUGAUUUAUUUUAUUAGUUUAUAUUGUUUAAGGAAUAUUUCUUCGUUAAAAUGGACAACGCAUCAGUAUCAAAGGGCAUUUUUGUACAUAAAGGUGCAUAUAAAAUUGGAAAUAAAAAAACAAAAUUUGAACAACCAGAUUAUAUAAAUGAACCAUGGCACCUUACUUAUAAAGAAACGUGGGAUGGCAUUCAAAAUGCCAUGGAGGAUGUAAGAUUAAAUAUGUUCCAAGAAAUUUUAAAUAAUUUAGAAUCUUUUGUUACUAAAGUCAAAAAUAAACCAAUAGAACAACUUGAUGAAAUACAGGCAGCUAUUGUGUUAGCAGGAGUUAAUGUUUCUGAUCAUAAAGAAAUGUUUCAAAGAAUAGUUUCUAAGUUAGAAGUGAAAACAAAGCAUAUAGCAGUUUUAUGGAGCAGAGACUCAAAUAAUAUAAAAGAUAUUACAGAAAAAUCAAUUUAUCAAUUGAUAAAUAAUGGAGAAGAUGAGGAUACACAUAUUAAAAAGAAUCAAUGUCAUAUGAGAGCUUUAAAAGCAUGGCACCAAGAGCAUUGUGAUCAAAAUGAUCCUCUUAUUAUAAUAUUAACUGAUUUUGAAAGUAUCCCUGCUGCAGUAUUACAUGAUUUCAUUUUAAUUUUAAGUGCAUAUGCAAAUUCGAUGAAAUUUAUUCUUAUUUUUGGUGUUGCAACCACUUUAUUUGCCAUUCAUAGAUCUUUGACAUAUGAUGUUACAUCAAAAUUAAAUGUUCAAGUAUUUCAAACAAAAAAACAAAUUGAUGUAUUAUCAGAUGUAUUAGAAAAUACUGUUUUUGGUACAAAUAUUCCAUUUAAAUUGACUGGACGCGCGUUCCAAUUAUUAACGGAUAUCUUUUUAUUUUAUGAUUUUUCUGUACAGAAUUUUUUUCUAAGUUAUAAGAUAUGUAUGAUACAACAUUUUUAUGCAAAUAAUGUAAAUUCUCUUUGUUGUCAACCACACAAAAUAAAAAGUAGGAUGUCUUCAUUGACAGAUGAAGAUUUGAAUGAAAUUAAAAAAUUGCCCUCUAUAGAAAAACAUAUUCAACAAUUGACAAAAGAUGAAAACAAAGAUGAAUUACUUGAAAAUAGUAAAUUUAAGGAAAUAUUGAUCCAAGUUUUAAAUAAUUUUCAUCAAUAUAUGCAUCGGUUUUUGUUAAUACUCAGAUGUUUGCACGAUUUCGUGUCAACAUUACCAAAUGCACCAAUGGGUAAACAGCUACGUGAAUUUUAUACAACAGUGGUUUAUUUGAACAAUCUGAAAGAAUCUCAAGAGUAUAAAGAAUGUCUGCAAUUAUUGACCUUUUUAUCUAAGCAGGAACUUCUCUCAAAAUUGAACUCUUUGAUAGCAAUUAUCACAAAUUCAAAAGAUUCAGAUAUGAUAAAAGUCAAAAAAGAUUUGCAGAGUUUUGAGAAAAGAAUUGAGGAAUCCAGUUUAGAAGUUGCAGAAAAACCUGUAGAUAUUGUUUCUACGGGUGAAAGACUCAGUCGACUUCAGUUGAAAGAGAAAUUGUUGAAAAUGUCUAAAACACACUCUAAAUCGCCUUAUAAAAUAGCACAGCAGGAUUUGAUCGAUUAUUUGGACCAGAAAGUAUUUUCUGUUUAUUUGGUUAAUCCUAAUUAUAUACCAGGAAAUGAGAUAUUUUGUUUCAACGAUGGCAAUUUAGCGAAGCAACAUAUUCGAGGAUCUUUGAGAUCUGCGAUUCAUACUGGACUAAACAAUCCACAAGUGUACUUAAACUGCGAGUGUUGCAAAUUGGAGAACGACGACGCCAUUCCGUCCACGCUGCCUGACCUCAGUAUAAUUUACAAGCUGCACUUGGAAUCCAGGAAACUGAUCAAUAUGUACGACUGGCUCCAGAAAAAUUAAAGCAAUCAAAUAGCAUCCUUGAUAAACCAGUUCCUCUUAUGAACAAGACCACUUCUUCUAAUCACAGAUUAUUAGAAUAUAUCAAACUAAUCCUCGAAAUGGACUGGACGAGUCAGUAAAGCGAAUGGACCGUGCUCCUAUUUGUCAAUAUAAUUUUUCCUGUGAAUUGAGCCCCAAUCGGAUGUUAAACGAGGUUCUCAAAACUUAGCCCAAUAUGAUUAGACGAAUAAAUAGGAAUUAUAUCGUGAAACGAAGCAACGAAAUUUAAUUAUUUGAAAAUGUAAUCGAAAGAUAAGAGUCAUAGCUAACGUAGUUAUAUUUACGUGGAAAAUUUCAUUUCUUGGCCCACGUUGUUCGAACUAAGGAAUCAGAACAAGGUAUACUUGAUUAUUUCACGGGGCAAGAUUAUAAGUGUUUGCUGUGACUUAAUUGAUAUUUUCCCUGGAUCUUUAGCAAGAUUGCCUUCGACGUUCACUUAAAUGAUUCUGGAGAUAGAUAGACUAAUUUAAACUUAAUUUGUGGCAAAUUAUUAUUGGAAUAGAUGUUUAUAAAAUAUAAAAUUUGUUUGAG